Messenger RNA from Ostertagia ostertagi, 603 nucleotides. The record is from the annotation of a GenBank genome assembly. Lineage: Eukaryota; Metazoa; Nematoda; Chromadorea; Rhabditida; Trichostrongylidae.
AUGUCCAAUAUCGCGUUCACUCGAAUUCAACGGGAAUGCAAAGAAGUUGUCACCAAUAAGGAGAUCGCUGAGACGGGUAUUAUGAUCGAAAUUCUGAAUGAUUCACUGUCGGAGAUUAAAGGACAAAUCCGAGGACCACCCGAUACACCAUAUCAAGGAGGCUCAUUCGAUUUGGAAAUCAAGAUCCCGGACACCUACCCAUUCACACCGCCAAAGAUCAAGUUCCUUACCAAGAUUUGGCAUCCCAACAUCAGCUCUCAAACAGGGACGAUUUGUCUGGACAUUCUCAAGGAUCAAUGGGCUGCGUCGUUAACGCUGCGAACAGUACUUUUGAGCAUACAAGCGCUCAUGUGCUCACCUGAGCCAAAAGAUCCGCAGGAUGCUGUUGUAGCCAAACAAUAUAUGUCCAAUCCGGGGCUGUUCAAGGAGACAGCAGUUUACUGGACGAUAAAGUAUGCGAAAGGGAAGGCUGAAGAAAAUCCCCACUAUAGAGAACGUGUGGAGAAACUUCGAGACAUGGGCGUUACCGAGGAUGAAGCGAUCUCAGUGCUUAGUUGCAACAACUGGGACCUAGCAAAAGCAACCGACUACAUUUUCUCUUAA